This is a messenger RNA of Periconia digitata, 489 nucleotides long. The record is from the annotation of a GenBank genome assembly. Lineage: Eukaryota; Fungi; Ascomycota; Dothideomycetes; Pleosporales; Periconiaceae.
AUGGUGUCCUUCCUCUCCCUCGCGCUCCUCGCCUCCUCGACCCUCGCAUCCCCCCUCCUCCCCCGCCAAGUCGACAUCCCCGAGAACUGGGACUGGCAAGUGACCAACUGGGAGGCGGGCUGCUCGCGCAGCGGAUGCUACUACCACUUCAACCUCACGGUGCCCUCCAUCAACAACCAGCUCGGCGUCCUGGCGUCGUGCCGCGGCUACGAGCAGGGCUACGACAACAGCUUCACGAUUCCCUCCGUGUACGAGGACUGCACGACGCUUGCGGGGCGCAACAACCGCGCUGCGGCGAAAUUGGGUCCCAGGGUGCACGAUGGGAACGGGUUUGGACCAAAGGAGAUUUGGGUCAGCUUUUCUUAUGAAGCUGCUGAGGGAGCUCCCACAUAUAACUGGUCUGGUCCUCACGAGGCAAAGUACAACCAGUUUGUCUCGCCGCCUCUUAACUUCACCAUGACUGCCACCGAGGUCUUUGGUGUUUUGUAA